GAUCAGUGUCUUCCAACAAAGAUGCCAUAUUAGCACAAGUCAGUACCACCUCUCAGCCAAUCCCCAUCAGUUCAGUGCAACAUCAUCACAUGUCAACCGACCGUACCACCCAAUUUUGAGGUUGCUGAAUCAAUUUUUGAGGUCUGUUUUGCCAAACUCUGCUUGGAACUACCAGUUUUUUUUGAUAGAUGAUAUGGUUGCUCUGCUUGUUGCUCAAAAAUUGUCAAAAAAAGUGUUUGCAAACUGUGCUACUAAGCUUAAACCUUAUUUGACAAAGGGUGUAGCAGAAAAUUAUGUUAUUGAUAAAGAAAUUCCAAAGUCAACCUUUUGUUAUGGUAUUCCCAUACCCAAGGAAGAUGAUAGUGAUUUAGUGAUAGAACACAAUACAGAAAAAGUUCAAGGAAACAAUUUGAUGGGUUACUCGACUUCUCUCUUGUUGGGUUCUAAACAAGAAUUCAAGCUAAAUGAGUUACUUGAAGUGCUUCAACAUUUAGAGGUAAAUGACAUGGUGGAAAACAAAGAAGAUCUUGAUGAAAUGGUAUUCAAGAAACUUUUAGAAUUAAAGCCAAAUGGCUUAGUGGAAACUGUGGAAGAAAAUUUUGAAUUCCUCCUUGUCUUGCAAGUUGUUCAACUUGUUGACUUCAUUUUUUCUAAAGAAUUUGAUUCUAAACAUCCUACUUUGAAGUCUAUCUUGUUUGGUUUGAAGAUCGAAGUUAAGUUACCAAAAGCAUUGCAGUUGUAUUAUUUUGUUGCCUCGAAAUUUGUAUGGCUUCAACACUACAAAACUCAAGGUCAAGUUUUCACCAAGUUGGGGAGAUGAUGCAGAUAAGGAAGGAAAUAAUAUAUUUAUUAGGAUUUUGUUAUUAUUAUGAAUAUAUGGGAAUUAAAUGGAAAUAUUAGUAGUAGCUUAUAUUUAUUAGAAUAUGUUAUUAUCUUUCAAUAAGAAUUCAAUUGGGAG
Messenger RNA from Rubroshorea leprosula, 958 nucleotides. The record is from the annotation of a GenBank genome assembly. Lineage: Eukaryota; Viridiplantae; Streptophyta; Magnoliopsida; Malvales; Dipterocarpaceae.